This is a messenger RNA of Cyprinus carpio (common carp), 1220 nucleotides long. RefSeq lists its product as uncharacterized. Gene Ontology annotation, biological process: proteolysis. Lineage: Eukaryota; Metazoa; Chordata; Actinopteri; Cypriniformes; Cyprinidae. The transcript is spliced from 15 exons. Gene Ontology annotation, molecular function: cysteine-type peptidase activity. Bases 54 to 1220 code for a protein of 388 amino acids. The record is from RefSeq and is a predicted model, not a curated record.
GUGGCUCAAAGGCAACAGUGGAUUUGCCAGACUUUGAUGCCCCUGUUACAGGCAUGGAAACCUCUGCAGAUGUGAACAUGGAGGAAGUGGAUGAGGAUAUGAUUGUGGAGGAUGCAGAUGAGUAUUCAGCUCAACCUUGGAUGAAGCCUCAUAAUCUUCUACAAGACAAAUUGCUCAGAUACAUCCUGGACACGGGGCGGCUGGCCGAAGAGGUCAUUGUGAAGGAGGGAGUGAUAUGCCUCUUAAGAGAAGAUUUUUGGACACUUGGUUUGAGAAGGGAAAUGGAGUCUGAUAUUGGAAAUGCCUGCAUGAAACUCAUUUAUGAAGAUGCUCGAGCGCAUGUCAAAUACAUAUAUACUGCUGAUAUGUAUGUUGUUACUACAUGGAAAGACAGUGUAGAUCCCUUAGCUUACCUUCCAAAGAUGCACUUGUGCUCUGGACAAAAGCUGCCGGCCCAGAACAUUAUCUGUUAUGUGAGUAUUGCACAUCGUCUUGACCCUGGACAGUGGACAGAAGUCACAGGAUUGGAUAUUGGGGUCUUUCCUCAACAGACCAACAGCAUUGAUUGUGGAGUUUUCAUGCUCAUGUAUGCCCUUUACACUGUGCUGAACACUCCAUUCAAUUUUACUUCGCUUGACAUGCCUGCAAUCAGGGAGUGGUGGUGUCUACGUCUAAUUGAGCGGUUUGAGACAGAGGGGCAUGGGAAAAGGUUCGCCCACUGGACAGAGGAGGCAAGAUGCCUGACUGAAGGGACAUUACGACCACUUUACAGGAGUUUUCCAGGACUAACACAUGACCUACCACAACAUGUUGUUGCCAGUAGGAACCGAAAGUUAUCCAACCAGGCUCUGGUGGACUUCAUUGUGGCAAGAGGAACCGAUAACCACAUUCAGUCCAUCAUCAGUGGACAAAAAAAAUCACAGUGGCUUGACACUUUUUCCAAGUGUUCCAUAAAGAAAGUGCCUGUGCCAUUGUUCAUUGAAGAUCAGGAACAAAUUGAUAUUAUCUACACUCACCUGACUUCAAUUCUGAACAGUACACCCACACACACCCACAGUGACCAGAUCAGAUUUAUUAUGGAUGUCCUUUUUCCAGAGUCCAUCAUCUGUGCUCUUGCUGUUGUGGAACAUGUGUCCAUCAUGGAGGCUGAGGAGAAAUUCCUGCGAGGACCUGUCAUUGACGCAAGGAAAUUGAGCGAGAGCACUUUGACAGCAGGAUAA